UUUUGUUGCUCACCUCAGUGCUUCCGGUACACCGUAAUCCUCACUUAGCGGCUGUGCUCAGCUGCUGCUGUACCGACUCCCGCGGUGGAGACGGGAGGCAUGAAGGAGUGCAGCCGGAUACGUCUGGGACUCCGGUAUGGCGGGGGUGCCGAGUGUCACUGUGUCACCGUUAGAGGAGGACGGGGGGAUGUCUCCGGAGUCAGUGAAACAGGUGCCCGGCGCAGUGACAUUAGCCUGUGAAGAUGGACCCGCGGCUGUCAGUGAGCCUUCUGCCCCCGGGGAGGAUGGGAUGGGCAAGCUACCUGUAGACAGAUGUGAGGCGCCAGCCAUGUCCUUGAUGAAAAUGGAGGAGAAGUUUUCCUCGGGCCAGUAUCGCGUCAUUGAGGACUUUGUGGCAGACUUCAGGACCAUGCUGGAGGGAUGCUACCAGCUGCAUGGGGCUGACCACUGGCUGUCCAAGCAAGCCCAAAAACUGGAGCAGAUGCUGGAGCAGAAGCUGGCGGUGCUGUCCCGGAAUCUGAGAGAUAAAACAUCUGCAACGAUAACCUCUGUAAGUUGUGUAAGACCGGAAGACGAUGUAGGAUACACUUUAACUAGACGGAGACUAUCAGCAAGAAAUUUGGCCAGCGCAAACAGUGCGGCUAUGGAAUCUGUAAUGGUGCAAAUCUUAAAACAAGCAGAGUUUUUAAGGGCGAAGGAAGAAAAGAGAAUGAAGGAGCAAGAGAAGAAAGAAGCAGAGGAAGCCAACCAGAAGGAGAUGGACGAGUGGGAUCGAGGUCUCCUGGCUCUUGCAACACCUUCAUCAGUAGAGACAAUGUGGGAAAUACCAGCCAUAGGACAUUUUCUUUGCUUGGCUCAGCAAAUUUUAAACCUCCCUGAGAUAGUGUUUUAUGAACUGGAGCGGUGUUUAUUGAUGCCUCAGUCUAAUGUAUUUUUGGCAAAAAUAAUGACUUCAUUAUUGAGUCCUCCACAUCGUAGACCAAUGUUGCAUCGGCGCCCCAACCUUCCAUACAGAGCCUGGGAAGCUGCACUUAAACAAAAGGUUCAGCAGUGGUAUACCGUUAUAGGUCAAGCUGAGAACCCUGACCGAUGUGCUGAGAAACUCGGGCUUUGCUCUCAGUUUUUUAAAGUUGUAGGUGAGGUCAAUCCACUUGAACAAAAAACAUUUCAUGAGUUAACAUUUUCCCAAAAAGUUUGGUUGUUGAAAGGUCUUUGUGACUUUGUCUAUGAAACACAAAGUGAAGUACAAGAUGCUGUGCUUGGACAACCAAUUCAUGAAUGUAGAGAGGUGAUUCUCGGUUAUGACGCCCAGGAAAAUGCAUACAUUCACUUUCCCCAGUUUUGUGGGGCAGAUGUGCGAGUGUACAAGCAGAGACCUUUGAAAGCCCCUGAAUUUCCUAUCCCACCAAUUAAAAUUAAAAGAACUCUGAGGGUAAAAAUGAGGAGGCCCAAAUGCAAAUACUCUAAAAAAAGAAAUGACCUUUUUAAAAAUGUUAAGAAGAUUGUAUCAUCAACUGAUCCAGAGAAAUGCUGUGAUUUUAAAGAAGAAAGUUCUUGUCAAGUGGACAACGGCAAUAGCGUCUCUGACAGUGACAUAAAGCCAGACUGUGAGCAUGAAGAUCAUAGUUGCCAUGGCUGUAAUAUGACUGUCUCUUGCAAAGAAAAUGUAGAGAAGCCUAUUAGUCCUGGGGAACUUGUGGGAUAUGGAGACCCUCUUAGUCCAGGGGAGAUUAGAAUUCUUGAAAAUGUAGAUAAAUUAGGUGAAGCAACCUUACUCAAAGCUGACACUAGCCCAUUGAAAGAAAAUGCACUUAAGACUUAUCAAGUCCAUGUGAAUGGCAGCCACACUGACAAUUCUGAGGUUAUUUGCCACAGGGUAGCAAGAGACAUUAUCUUAGACCAUCCUCUACUAAACCAUGAGCAGCUACAACUCAAUAAGAUGCGAGCUAAAAAGAAAAGGAGGAAGAAACAAAUAAAGGAUCUACUAAAUGAAAGCAUACAGGGUAAAUGUGAAAAUCUCCAAACACACACAUUCAAGUCUGAAAUUCAUAGUAAAUUGUAUCUGAACAGAAAGCAAGCCAAACACAAGAAGCACAAGUCUGGAAAAAAAUCUGUAUCUAAGAAAAUUGUGAUCAAGAAGAGGGAGAUCUCUGCAGCUUCGUCCGCUCCUCCUGAAUUCCAGCUUGUUUGUACCAAUCUUCAGGAACUAAAGGAACUGAUUAAGAAAGUAGAUGGAGAGCUGAAAUGUAUGGAAAACAAUAAAAAGAAAUCGGGAAAGUGGCACUUCAGGAGACAAGGUGUGAAAGAGCUACACAGCACCUUGACCCGUCUGCUAAACGAGCUGCUUCCAUGGGAACCAAAGCUACUAAAAGCAUUUCAGAAAAACCGGGCACGCCUCAGAAAGGAUUACGAUGAUUUUCUAAAACUGACAAAUUCAGAAAAUCUUACCAGGGAAUCAUGUAAUCGUGUAAAUUGUGAGGAUAAUAGAUCUCCAAAUUCUGCUUCUAAAAUGUCUGUUCAUUGUCAACAAGAAGCACAGAAAAAAGACUUUCCUGAAAAGCUAGUGGAAUCGGAGGUGGGAAUGUGUGGAAAAAGCAAGAUAGAUGGGCCAGAUUCUCUUUCAAAAGAAUUGCCAGGAAGAAGCUGUAAGCGCCUGAACAGACAGUGCACUUAUACAGAUAAUGAAGAAAAAAACAAUUUCCCACACAAGAGAAUAAAAUUAAGCAGUCUUGUCACUCAAGUCUCAAGUUCUUCCUCUGAAUGCAGGGCCCAUCUAAAAUGUUUAGAAGGCCAGCAGCACGUUCAACCAGGUGUUGCAGAAAUAAGGCCCAAUGUCAUGUGUGCCUCACCAUCGGAUGCUUUCAAAGGGACCAAGCCAAUACAGGCUUUAUUAGCAAAAAAUCUUGGGAACAAAGUGACCUUAACAAGCCAUCUUGAACAGACUGCUGUCAAACCUGUUUCUCAAAAUGUUGAAGUAGUCACAGCGCAGUCUACAGUACCUUGUCAGACUUUAAAAAGUCCAUUACAUAUGAUUUACAAGCUCCCAGAUGCGCACUGCAUCCCUCUUCUCCAGAACUCCCCUGUGAAGAUUCAAGUACAACCUGGAUUAGAUACUAAACCAGGAGACAAGCCUUUGCAGCAGGUACUGCUUUUGCCUAAAAACCUAUUCGUCCAGCAAAAGGAUGAAACACUAUCAAGAGAGGAUAACCUCUGUGCUCAUCCAGAUGUAUCCAACCGAAUCCUUAUGUCUAAUGUUUCAUCGCCUGUUUCUUCUAUAGGUUACGUUAAUGCAGAGAAAACAGUACAGGUUGUCUUACCUUUCAACAGCACAGUACAUUCCACAAUAUCUCAACCCCCAGUAACAACGUUUUCUUGUAGUACCUCAGGAUCACUAUGUGAACCAAGUAAAAGCAUUACUCCCAUUUUUUCUGCUAAUUUGCCAACAUCAGUGGUGCCAUCAGUUUUGACAUCACGAGUUCAGUCUGACUUUCAGUCUGAUGUCACAUCUAACACAGGCAGAAAUCUUAUGGCUAGUCACAUAUUAAAUGUAUCCAGUGGACCAAAAACGGAUGUAUCGGAAGCUAAACAGGAAUUAAAAACUGUAUGCAUUAGAGACUCCCAGUCAAUUCUUGUAAGAACUAGAGGCGGCAAUACCGGACUUGUAAAAGUACAACAAAGUCAAGAACCAGUUACUCCAGUAUCAAACUCUAUAUUUACUUUUACCCCACAGCUUCAGUCAUUCUUACUCUCAAGAUCUAAAACUGCUUCUCCCAGUUUUACUCCAGUAACUCCAUCUCCAGGCCUGCAGACAUCAUCCGUUUCUGGUGACAGAAACUAUCAGACAGAAAUAAACACUAAGUCUACACAAGUCCAAUAUCCUAGUUCACAGGUAUGUAAAACUACAGAGAAGUCAAUGCACUCUUCGAAUUUAGUCACGACUGUUUAUCCAGGUCAUUGGCCAGGUUCCCAAACUACGACUAAUAUUGCUGCAAAUAUUGUAAACAUGCCACAAGGUGGUAGUACUAUGACCAAGAAUACAAACCUGAAACAAACAGAAAAUAGUAUUUCAGUUGUUCAGCCUGACACUAACACCACUUCAAAGGGCGGGUUACUGAGUGGCUCCUCCCUCCAUAAGGUUGUAGUUAUUAAACCGCCUCCUAUUCUUCCCUCUGUAAAUUCUCCUAAAAUAAGCAUGCUGACAACGGCAACAUCAGCAGUAACGCCACAAAAGUUUGUUUUCAUCAACGCUCAAGUUCCAUCCAGUUUAUCGAGCACAAAUGUAGCACUACAAACCCCCAAAACAGCUGCUCCUUCUAUUAUUGGCAAAACGUAUGUCAAGCCCACAGAGUCUUCUCAAAUCAUUUUAAUACCUUCUACCAUGACGUCGCCAAUAAAAACAGGUUCUGCCUCUAUUGUGUCUCAAGUUAAGGAUGUCAAGAUUGGUUUAACCAUAGGACAGACUAUUGUCAAUUCUGCAAGUAGUGUAAAAAGCAUACUACCUAUUAAUAUUUUACAAAAUACAUUGAGCAAAGGAGGUGAACAUACCCAUAAAGAUUUAGCAGUUUCAAGUGUAAACUGUCAAAAUGGACAUCUCGCACGUUCAAACCUUGUACGUACUGUGCCUAUAACCAAGGCAUCGACAUCAUGUACUGUAAUGGCGACAGCAAACCCUAUCUCAACUCAGUCGAGUGGAAGUGACAUUUUAAAGACUUUGACACCUUUUUCAAAGAGUUUGUGUCCUUCCAGUGAAGGGAGUAUUGUAGCUUUCUCAACUGUGAAAACUGGACAUCUUUCAACAUCUGUUUUACUGUCGACUAAACAAUUAUCUGGACAUGCAAAGGAUUCAUCAUCUUUGCAAAUACCUGUUAAAACCACUUGUCUCGGAGAAAGUUCACACUUAAAAACUCUUAUAGCAUCUGCAUAUCGGCCAGUAACUAAGGAACUAGUGGAAAAUAGUCCAUAUGUCUCAGAAAAGCUUACUAAAAUGCUAUCAACAAAUGCCCCCAAGGCACAGGUGGCAGGGACAUCUCCUUUUAUACCUAGUUUAUGUAAAUUUGGUUCUGUGGACUCUUCGUAUCAAGCUGUACCGCCAUUUGCAUCCACUACUGUUACCCAGUUAAAGCCACAGUUGAAUGACCCCUCUACCCAUCAGAAACUGCUUAUUAAUACUAGUACACCAUUAGCACCUGGAACUCAGAUUACUAUUAAUGGUACACGUUUAAUUGUUCCUCCUCAAGGACUUGGGGUAGGAAGUCAUGUUCUGCUCCUGUCAACAAAUACUAAACCAGGGCUUUCUUUAGUUGGCGGUGGUGUGCAAUCAUGCCAUAGUUCCCUUCCUACUACAAUACAGAAAAGUCCUAUAAAUCAAAACAUGGCACCAGUACAGGCAUCAGGGCAAACCUUUAAGAAUACGUAUUCUGUCGCCAGUUCUAAAAUUCUGCCUUCAGUGCAGAAUACAACUCAGUAUAUGACACCUAGAGUUAUGUCUCCAUGUCCGGUUUCUUUAGGCGAAAGGAUUUCAACGUGUCCUGCAUUACCCAAUGUACCUCUACCUUGCAUUGGUCCAUGCAUACCACAGGGCAGCUAUCCGCAGCCAAGUAAUGAGAUGCAUUUACCUAAAAGUAUACCAGUCAAGGAACAAGCUGCUAUAAAUAUGGGCAGCACACCUUCUUCAGCUGUUUCAAAGAACAACAUGGCCGACUCUCCCCUUUUUAUGUAUCCCUCUUCAGCACCGGAAAAGCAGCACACUGUAGUAUCGUAAAUGAUAAUAAUAUGUGAUGAAAGGGUAGCUUUUUUGUGGCACUUAUUUCAUGUUGAACUGUCCAGGUUUUUUUUUUUUUUCUUUUUAUAGAUGUUUCUCAGUGUCUUCAUUGAGUUCAGUUUACACAGUUCAAAUACAUUUUAUUUUUUUUUUAUUUUUUUUUGUUCACAUUUAGUAGAGAAGACUGUGGAAUCUACUUUGAGUGAAUGAGGAUUCACUUUGAUCAGCCAGUAUAGUUUGCCAUUGAUAGUCUAGCUAUUUGCACUUCUAUUUCACUAUUUAGCAGUUUAUCUAGAGCAGUAUUUGUCUUUUUACAUUUGUAAAAAAAAAAAAAAAAUAACAUUUCCUGUUUUGUUUUUUGUUUUUUUUAGGGGGGGGUGGGGGCAUGGAUAUUUAUCAGAAGGUUUUAGACUAAAUUGUAAAAUUGUAUAUAUUCUUUACCCUUAACAUUCUUUACUAAAUAUUCUGUAUAAAGAACAUUGUCUUAUUUAUGUUUUGUUUACAUAGUGUAAAGUUUUUUAAGUAUUUUACAGAAAAGUGUACUGUUUAGC
Molecule: messenger RNA, 6312 nt
Organism: Bufo bufo (common toad)
Lineage: Eukaryota; Metazoa; Chordata; Amphibia; Anura; Bufonidae
Gene: BRD10
Product: KIAA2026 ortholog
Exons: 8
Coding region: 137-5761 (1874 amino acids)
Molecular function (GO): protein binding
Source: RefSeq, a predicted model, not a curated record